Suillus plorans is the source of this 1029-nucleotide messenger RNA. RefSeq lists its product as uncharacterized. The transcript has 9 exons. The record is from RefSeq and is a predicted model, not a curated record. Bases 1 to 1029 code for a protein of 342 amino acids. Lineage: Eukaryota; Fungi; Basidiomycota; Agaricomycetes; Boletales; Suillaceae.
AUGGACGACCCGUGUCGAACCUUCCAGCGGUCAGAAGAGAAGUUCUUCUUGGAGUGCGAUACUGGGCGCGUUCCCGUGGUAGCGAUAUUCACGAAGUUUGAAGCUCUGCGUCCAUUCGCUUAUGGAGAAAUCAAGAAGGAAUUAAAAGGGGUAUCGAGUGAAGAACGCUCAAAGAGGAUUGCCGAACGCGUCGAGGAACUGUUCACUAAGACAGGUGUCUGCGAUCGGUUGUGCAACCCUGAGAACCGUGCCCGCCCCAAGUCUUAUGUACGCUUGCAGAAUAUGAACAAACAGAAUACAAACUGCGACGCUCUACUGGAAAGCACCACUCUUGCAUUGGAUGACGAAGAACUGCGGUUGUGCUUGGUAUCAACGCAACAAUCGAACAUGGAGCUUUGUAUGAAGUGUGCUAUCACAAUACUCGUGGAUCGUGCGCAUCAGCUAUUCGUGCCACUUCGAUUCGAUUAUGGAGCCUAUCAGUAUGGAAUUGCGAGGUGGUUUUCACAUCUCAAAGUAAGAGAAAGAUUGAUUCAAUCUGAUGAUUCCCUGGUAAUGAUGCUCACGGAUGCUGGUAAGAUUGCGGUUUACGAAGCUCGAACAGGAUGGACAGCGCUGAUUCCUUGUUGCUACUCGCCUGUUGACAGUGGGAGGCAAGCCGAAGUCUACCGAGACAACAUUAUCAGCAUCCUUCAACCUUUGGUAGGUCGUUUUUCCUCCAUAUUGAUUCUCAGCACUGUAAGAGUGCAACAGGCUCCGAAAGCUUUAAUGUUCGCGAAUCAAAUAAUCCAGACUGGCAUUGCUACUAUCAUCGUCCUCGAGUACUCCGCCUUUCUCCCGAACGACUUGGGGGACUUGGAGCGCGUCAAGUCUGCCGUGGACUACUACAUGAAAUCUCCGACGGCUGUCGCAGUAGAGAAAGGAGCGAAAGAGAUUUGUCGUCAAGGCUACGACAGGGAGGAAAUGGGGAAGAAGAUUCUUGAGUUCAUUCUUGAAAAUCGCUUGUCAAAGGACUUGACUGAGAAGAAGUAG